AACAAGAGUAAAAUCGAAAUAUGCACUCAAAAGAUGUUUUAUUUUCGAUUCUUCAUUUGCAGCGUGAUCAUAACAUUCAUCCAUUUUACUUAUACUAUUAAAAAACAUAUACUAUAUGGUAGAGAAGUAAAAGGUAAAAUUUUUUAAAAAAUCCUAAAUCAACGAAUAUUACAAGAAAUAUCAUUAAGAUACAGAGCGGUUCACUGCUCCUAAAAUAGUCGUUUAUUUUUUCUAUUUUUCCUUUUUAUUUCGCUUUAGCUGCAUAUUUUUUUUGCUAUUACUAUUGAAGCUUCAUCGAUAAUUUUUAAAAAAAUGACAUUUUUCUUCUUAGAGAACAUCUGAGGAAUGAAUACCACUCGUUUAAAAAAAUAAAAUAAACGUCUUGUUUGAAUAUUAAUUUUGUAGUAUCAUUCACUUUUGAACAUCCAUAAUCAUAAGGAUCCAGUAGUCUUAAAAUGUAUUGUCUGGUGAAGUUAAUUCUGUAUCUCAUUGAACAUUGAUAAUCAUCCUACUUUGAAAUCAUUUUUUAUGAUAGGUAAUUUUGUUUGUGAUUUACAAUACUCUUGUCACAUUCUGAACUUUCCGCAAGAAAAAAAUGUACCCAUCAGCUUGGACGUCAAUCAGAUAUAAUCAUAUACUGUUCUCAAACUUUCACCUCAGUCAAUAUUUUAAUUUCUUUUAUUUAUAUAUUACAGCCCGUUGUAUGUGCUAUUGAUGUUGCUCUCCAAGCGCAAUCAACCAUAUGAUGCAUGUUUCUUUUUGUGUUUUUGCUUUUUUACCACGAUUAAUCACCAUUACCUAUGCAUUUUCAUUUCAUUUAUCUCACUAAGCUUCACAGUAUAUAAAGCCGCAGAAUUGUGCAGCCAAACCACAAUCAACUUCUCGUCAAUACACAGAGGUGAAUUAUUCUUUGUACGUAUAUAUAUUUGAUCAAAUAUUAUCCUUUACGAUAUUUUGUUAGAGUAUUCAAAGUCUCACUUCAUCUCAAUUAGUAUUAAAACACUUUCAUCAAUAAUCAUGGUGAGUUUAUUGUCUUUUUAUAUUGAUUCUUAUUUCUAAUUUUUCAUUUACGUAGGUCUUUCAAUCUCCUUAUUAUUCAUCAUAUGGAACAGCAACAUCAAGUUGUCCAGGUUGUGCAUUUUCUCAACCAUCAAUGGUUUCUCAACCACUCUUUUAUCCACAACCAGUUUAUUAUCCAGGCACUUACUAA
Messenger RNA from Rotaria sp. Silwood2, 1210 nucleotides. The record is from the annotation of a GenBank genome assembly. NCBI's taxonomy places the organism in Eukaryota, Metazoa, Rotifera, Eurotatoria, Philodinida, Philodinidae.